Molecule: messenger RNA, 2328 nt
Organism: Bombus terrestris (buff-tailed bumblebee)
Lineage: Eukaryota; Metazoa; Arthropoda; Insecta; Hymenoptera; Apidae
Exons: 1
Coding region: 487-2262 (591 amino acids)
Source: RefSeq, a predicted model, not a curated record
UUUUCCGGUUACAAAUGCGACAUCUAUGUUUUAAAGACACUUCUUUUUAAGGCGCUUGUUCAUUAAGGGGGUAUUCUAGUCUACAAAUUUGAAAAAAUCGGAAUUUUUUUCAUAUUUCCAAAGUUUAGAUAUUCAAAAAUAUGCUGUUAAAGGGAUUUUUCAAAAUUUCAAUUAUUUUAUGAGUUACAGCCAUUUUUGCGACGCGGUAUCUGCUCCAGUCCGAUGGGAAUAAAUGAACAAUAGAUAGUAGACGCUGCCGAGUACCUACAUAUGAAUACUCUCAUAAAAUCUUUAUUGUAUUUUAUCCCUUUUUAAUGUAUUUUUAAUUCAAGGCGAUAGAAACCUAUUUUGUCGGAAUCUUUUCGUCUUAGUAUUUAUUUCAAGUUAGUUUUGAGCCAAUCUUCAAGCAACGUGAACGUGCUAACUCUGACGUUUUAUAAAUAUUUAAAGUAAAAAUUGUUUUAUAUAUUGAGAUUUUAAAGUAAAAUGGAUAAAAAACAUUCAAAAUUCAGUUCUAAACGAGCAUGCAGACCGAAGAAGAGAAGAUUUUCCGGUAAUCAAUUUACCGUAGAAGAAGAAACCAGUUUUACUAGUGCAUCUGUAGCAAAAUUGAAAAGUUCGCAAGAUGAAGAAGUUUUAAUUAAUAACAAUUACGGCUAUUGUAUUUUAGAAUUUUUCUCUGUUUUUACCACACUUUCAUCGUUAAUUCUGUGUUCUACAUGUAAGAAAGAUAUUAAAUUUUCUCGUACAGCUGCUCGUGGGUUAGGGUUUAAAAUUGCUAUACAAUGCGGGUGUGAGGAAGUACGGUAUAUUCAAUCAUCGUCUUCUAUCAAUAAAGCAUUUGAAGUGAAUCGUAGACUUGUAGUAGCUAUGAGAUUGUUAGGAAUUGGAAGAGAAGGUAUCAACAUAUUUUGUAGUAUGAUGGACAUUUGCCAAGGCUUGACCACUGGCACAUAUUAUAGCUGUCUUAACAAUUUAUACGUGGCCGCUUCAGCAGUUUACGAUCAAAUUAUUUCAAAAGCCGUAAAAGAAGAAAAGGAAUUAAUAUUAGAGUCUGAUCCUACAGCUAAUCCCAAUCAUUUGAUUGUUUCCGGCGAUGGAACCUGGAAAAAAAGAGGAUUCAAUUCUCUCUUUGGUGUUACUACGCUCGUUGGUAAAUACAGUAAAAAAGUUGUCGAUACCAUAGUAAAAUCUAGUUUUUGCCAAGGGUGUAAUCUAUGGAAACAUAAAAAAAAUUAUGACAUCAAGGCUUAUGAAGAUUGGUAUGAAGAGCAUGAGGAAUCUUGUACCAUAAAUCAUAAAGGAAGCGCCGGAAAAAUGGAGGUUGACGCGGUUGUUGAAAUGUUUGAAAGGUCGGAAGCCAAGCAUAAUGCUAAAUAUGUUCGAUACAUUGGAGAUGGUGACUCAAAAACUUUCAAAGGCAUUCUUGAUAUUAACCCCUACAAUGAUGACCCGAUAGUAGAAAAAAAGGAGUGUGUUAGGCAUGUUCAAAAGCGUAUGGGUGCAUGGUUGCGUAAAGCAAAAAAGGAUAAUAAAAGUAUUGGCGGCAAAGGCGCUGGUAAACUCACUGAUAAGGUUAUCGAUGAAUUAUCUUUAUACUAUGGCGUGGCAAUUCGUCGAAAUCCAGAUUCAGUUGAAGACAUGAAGAGAGAUGUGUGGGCGACCUACUAUCAUAAAAUCUCAACCAACAAGAAUCCUCAACACAUGAAUUGUCCACCUGGUUCAUCUAGUUGGUGCAAGUGGCAAAAAGCUGUGGCCGACGGCACUAUUGACGAAUUUGACCAUGAAAAUCCUCCUCUAAAUGACGAUGUUUUAAAAGUAAUAAAACCAAUUUAUGAAAGCUUAUCAACUGAUACUUUAUUGGAACGAUGUUUGGGUUCUGAAACCCAAAAUAAUAACGAAUCGUUAAAUUCGUUAAUAUGGACUUUUGCUCCGAAGCAUGGAGACAUCCACGCAGGAACGCAGACAAUUCAAAUUUCCACUUUCCUCGCAGUAUGUAUUUUUAAUGAAGGUUUUAUACCCAUAUUAAAAAUCUUAAGUGUCAUGGGAAUCACGAUUGGCCCAGAAGCUCAUGCGUUCGCAGUCAGGCGAGACGAAGUUCGCAUCGAGCGCUCUGAACUCCGAGCUUCAGAGACAUCAAAGGAAGCCAAGACUGCUCGUCUCUAUGAAAGAACUUCGGUGAAUGAGCAUUUUGAAGUAGAGGAAGGUUUUUUGUAUGGAGAAAUCGAACCAAGUACUUACUGUUUAGCCAAAAUUAAUUAAUUGUCCAAAUAUUUAUAAUUUAUACGUUGAUAAAAUUCAUAUCAAAGCUUAGUAUGUGCCAUAAAA